Molecule: messenger RNA, 4295 nt
Organism: Linum trigynum
Lineage: Eukaryota; Viridiplantae; Streptophyta; Magnoliopsida; Malpighiales; Linaceae
Source: the annotation of a GenBank genome assembly
CUCUCAAAUUUGUACAAACUUUAAUUAUUGAAACUAAGUGGUUUGUGUUGACGUUGGUAUGUGUAUUUAGCAAUUAACUCGUUCAUUAUUUAAGGUUAAUUGCUAUUCUGGUCCUUUGCAUUAGGGCUUGGCUUUGGCCGGUAUAAAUAUAGAGAGAGUGGCCGAGUUGUAUGUAAGGAUUUUGGUGGCUGAUAACCUAAUAAGACAGACUCGAGAGACUCCCUCUUCGUGGACUAGUCUCGAUUAUUCUAGUUGAGAAAAUCACGUAAAUCGUGUGCGUGUUCAAAUUUUCUGGCAGUUUGCGUAUAGUUUCAUAGUUUGGUCAUUAACCGAAACUGAAUUCUUGCCAGGCAAAAUAUGAUUUAGUCAUCGUUGGAUGAGUGACGCGUGCUUGUUGGAUUGGUUGAGCUGGAGUACUAUUGACCACACAAUCUAUCUGUAGAAAUACAUAAUUCCAUUGGCCGGCCCGGUGAUCAUCACCAUCCAUUUCGUCGGUUGCCUCUGUUGGUGAGAUCGUAGAGUCACCAAUUCACGAUGCAAUGCUAGCUUUCACCAUUGAGCCAUUCUACUCUCUUCUAAAACAUUGGUGGUUCCAAUAAAAGUUAAAUUUGUACCAAAAGUUAAAUGUGCAAGUUACUAUAAAAACAUUUGUACAUUUAUGUACCAUGUACCAAAUGUAAUUAAAGUCAUUGACAAGUAAGACAAAAAAUUUGCUAGCUAUUUAUUUAUAAAUAAAUUCGGUGAGCCAAUGUAUAAUCGAUCUAUUUAGCUGAGUAAUAAGUAAUAACUAUAUAUAAGUAGUACUUCGAAGCAAGAAAGGGAGAACCAUUUCGAUGGAGUAUGAAGACUUGCAACCAAAUUAUUCGUGUAGACUGACUAACGGAGCUUAGUCCCUCGAUCUCUCUGUGUACUUUUUUCCUCUUAUGCCAAAGAAGAUGACGAAGAAGACGAAAGGUAGAGAAACCAUUACAUAUAUCUCAAUAUACAUAUUCGCUCCGUGACAUUUCGAAUAAUUAUCAUGAAGUACGGGUUUGAGUAGGUCUGGACAUUUUCUGUUUAAUGAUUAUUCACCUUCAUAAAAAAAAUCUACUAAAAUGGGUUAAGUCGAAAUUGCUAUCUCUAAUCUAAUAACGUGUUGCAGAAGGCCCGAGCUCUUUGUAAAUAAAUUCGAACAUAUCAUUCUUUAAUUUGCAUAACAAACGAAGUUUGGCUAGUUUCCCCAUCUCAUACAUAAUUCUCAAGUCAAGAAUACAUACAAUAAAGGCAAGCGGUGCUGCUUUGGCUCUUGUAGUAUAAAUAAGUUGUCUCCCAGGCUAAAUUAAAUAGCUACUCAUCAUAAAUCAGUAUCAAUUGAGCCCCAGAAGAAUGGCGAUUUUACUACUAGCUUUUCUCUUCUUCACAUCUCUUUGGCUCUCCAUAGUAGCAUUUAUAGCCAAGAAGAAAAGCUGUUAUUCCGCCGUUGAAUGGCCGGUGGUGGGCAUGCUUCCGGCCCUCCUUUGUAACGCAACCACUGAUCUCCACGGUUUCAUCACUCGACUCGUCAAAGAAAGCGGCGGCACGUUCGUGUUCAAAGGCCCCUGCUUCGCCAACCUGGACUUCGUCGUCACCAGCGAUCCGAUGAAUGCCCACCACGUCUUUAGCAAGAACUUUGCCAACUAUGGGAAGGGUGAGGAUUUCAAAGCGAUGUUCGAGGAGCUUUUCGGAGAAGGGAUCGUCAACUCCGAUGGGGAAUCGUGGAGGUUUCAACGGCAGAGGAUCCAUUCCUUGUUGAGCAAACAAGGGUUCGAAAACUACGUUAUGAAAACCCUUCAUCAGAAGAUGGAGGGCACCUUGUUCCGAGUCCUUGAUGAUGCUUGUAAUUCGACGCGAGGGCUUGGAACUGUUGAGGUGGACAUACAGGACGUGGUGAGCAGGUUCAUGUUCGACAACAUAUGCAUGUGGGUCUUGGGAUUCGAUCCAGGUUACCUUUGUGUUGACAGGCAAUUAAGUACCUUCUCAUGCGGCAAAGCAUUUGAUGAAAUCGAGGAGGCGAUCAUAUACCGACAUAUCGUCCCCAGAAGUAUAUGGGAACUUCAAAAAAGGUUUGGGAUUGGAUCAGAGAAGAAGAUUAGUCAAAGUACUAAGGUCUUGGACGAGUUCUUAUACGAUGUCGUGAAGACCAAGAAACAAGAGUUGCACAAAGAAGAGCAACAUCAACAACUUGACUUGCUAACACAAUGGUUGGUAGCGGACGAGAAAGGAGAAAGUUCAGAUAAAUUUCUAAGAGACAUUGGAGUGACAUUAGUUGCAGCUGGGAGAGACACCGUGUCUUCCGCUCUAACUUGGUUGCUUUGGUUGGUCGCAACCCAUCCCGAGGUUGAGAGAAAGAUUCUCGAGGAGAUUGAGCGAGUAGUGACAACGGCUACACGACGACCAACUCCUGGAGAAGGAUUAGGUGUUUUGCUUAUUAGUAACGACGAUAUGAAUAGGCUUGUGUAUCUCCAUGCAACAAUUUGCGAAACAUUGAGGUUGUACCCACCCGCGCCAUUCGAGCUUAGAUGUGCUAUUGAAGAUGAUGUGCUACCUAGCGACCAUUGCAUUCAUAAGGGCACUAGAGUUUUGUUCUCCAUAUACUCCAUGGGGAGGAUGGAAGAGAUAUGGGGAAAAGAUUGCUUGGAGUUCAAGCCUCAAAGAUGGAUUUCUAAACAAGGGGGCAUAAUUCACGUUCCGUCGUACAAGUUUAUGAUUUUUUUGACAGGGCCAAGGUCGUGCUUGGGGAAGAUGUUGUCUUUUAUGCAACUCAAGUUCAUGAUUAGUAGUCUUCUAUGGAACUACAAGUUUGAUAUGGUAGAGGGUCAACUUGUGAAGCCACUUGCUUCUAUUAUGUUGCCAAUGGAAAACGGCUUGAAGAUGAAAGUUUUCAAGAGAGAUGUUUAGUAUAUUCUUCCUAACAAUUGUGGAAUGUAAUACAUAUUCGUGUGAGUUGGAUUUCUUUCAAAAUAACAUGGUAAUAUAUUAUUAUUGUAGUAUACAACAAAUACACGUUAACAUGUGAUAUGAGUAGAUGACUAAUGAUUCAAUAUUUUAGGAUUAGAUCACAAAAUCAACAUCUAAAGUGUUUUUCAGAAUUUUGUGGAUGCAAUAUACAUAGAUUCUUUAUUAUUGAUCCCCUUUUUCACUAAGUUACUUGCUUUAAGGGAUGCUAUGGUUUGCUGUUUAAUAUAGGCUGGGAAAAUAGAACAAACCAUUUGAAAAAUUAUAGACCAAACCGGAUCGUUAAAAAUGGUCUACCGUCAUAUAUAUGUCAUCACAUACACUAGUAUUGUUUGCUCAUUGAUUUGAUAAUAUAAAACAACCAACCAAGAAUCCUAAUUUACCCAUCUUUCAUUGAAAAUAUGUCGUGGUAGUUAGGUGAUAGCUUAACAAUAACAUGACCCUCUACCAUAUCAAAUUAACAUCUAGCACCACAAAAGAGCCCACAUAUAACGAGAGAGGCUAAUGGAAAAAAGAGAGUAAUAUAUACUAAUAAUUGAAAAACGUGUACAAGUAACUAUCUUUGUCAACUUCAUUUUCCUCAUUAAGCAUAAAGUAUGAGUUGUCAAAUAGUACCGCAAUCAGAGAUUAAUAAUUAAAUGUAGUAAUUACUUACAUGAAUUAAAAAAAAGAAUCAUAAUAUUUUAUCCAAAUAUCUUAUGUACUUCAAUUUCUAUGGUUGGGAAAGGGUAAAUUAGAGGUACAUAUCGUUAGAUGGGCAGUGAGAACUAUUGUUCAAUAAAUCCUCUCAGACGAAAUUUUUUCCUUUUAUAAUGUUUGAAAAACAGGUCCAUGCAUAUAUUAUAUUUCUACCACAUUUCACUUUAUUAUUGACAAAAUCAGGUUCAUAUAAUAAUGUUUGAAAAACAGGUCUAUAUAUUAAUAAUGUAUUAACAAAAUAAAAGUAAAACAGACAUUACUUGCCCAAUAAAAUAUGAUCCAGAUAUUUGCUGGACGUGGACGAUCGGCCACAAAAUCAAUCUAUAUAAUUAAUUCCAUUGCCCUAGGGCCUAGGGUGAUCAUCACCGUACCAUCCAUUUCGUCGGUGAGAUCAAAUCGUAGAUUCGUCAUGCAAUGCUAGCUUUCAACGUUUUUCACGAAUACAUGCACCAUAAAUUUGUUGGUCACCGGAGAGCUUAAUUAGGACAUGUCCUUGUCGGUACAGGCACGUCAGAAGACUGAGAGGGAAUAUGAAAAUACGUCACGAUUGUUUAUACAAAUUGUAAUAAGUUGUAUUAAUCAACAAGUUAGUUCGUUUUUAUUAAUGAAUUACUUGAAUAUUU